This is a messenger RNA of Aplysia californica (California sea hare), 3182 nucleotides long. Its product is annotated as stabilizer of axonemal microtubules 2. Gene Ontology annotation, cellular component: sperm flagellum; cytoskeleton; axonemal microtubule. The transcript has 5 exons. NCBI's taxonomy places the organism in Eukaryota, Metazoa, Mollusca, Gastropoda, Aplysiida, Aplysiidae. Gene Ontology annotation, molecular function: microtubule binding. Gene Ontology annotation, biological process: microtubule anchoring. The coding region runs from base 119 to 1525 and encodes 468 amino acids. The record is from RefSeq and is a predicted model, not a curated record.
AUAAACUGUUUGGUUGGUGCUUGGUGACAAGUGAGGCCUGACGUUUCAUCUGAUGCGAACCGCAGUAAACACUUAUUUCGCUCGUUAAUUACCAGGCCUCUGACGGUAAUUAACAACCAUGGGGAAAAGAUGUGUUUGCGAAAUAUGCAACUGUGGUCGCCAUCACUGUCCUCAUCGCCCCUGGCGCCCAGGUGGUGAUUAUGGCCCCUGUAUGAUUACAUCAUACAAUACAUCCUACAAGCAGCAUCCAAUUGCCCCGAGGGAGAGUUGCAAACCUGACCCAUCGGCUCUACGCAGUGAGGAUCCACUGUCCGAUAAGACUACUUUUAGAACGGACUACAUCAAGCACCCCCUUGAGAAACCCUACGUCCAUGCUCAUGAUGUAUACAAGAAGCCUGCUGGAGAGAUUGAUGCACUUACCUCCUAUCACAGGGAUUACACUGAGAAGCAUGCACCACCAGCUCAGAUGAUUAAGCAUGAUGGUCAGAAACACUUGCCUGCCAAGUUUGAAGGGGAACCUACUUACAAAAUUGACUACCGCAAAUGGCCCCUUGAGAGAGUGCAGCCUAAGGCCCAAGAUGCCUGGGUGCCGUCAAACCAACCAUUUGAAGGACAGAGUACUUUCACACGUGACUAUCGUAAGUACAAUGAGCCACCGAGAAAGAGCAUAAAGCCAUCUCAAGCAACACAUAUGUCAGAGGCACCUUUUGAUGGGAACACAGGGUACAGGGAUGAUUACAUCCGUCAUCCAAUGCAAGCAAGAGAGCAGAGAGAAAAAGAGUUGUACAAGCCUUCCAAUGUUCCAUUUGAUGGCAUGACCACGUUCAAUCGGGAUUAUACCAAGAAGCAUGGCUCCAAGACAGAAUCUUGCAAACCAAAUGCCGAGGCUUUCCAGUCUGAUGCUCCUUUGGAUGAUCUCACUACUUUCAAGAAUGAUUACAGGAAGUGGAACGGAGAGAGGCCCUAUGUACACCAACAUGAAUCCUACAAGAAGCCAGAUGGAGAAAUUGAUCUCAAUACCACUAACCGUAUCCAGUUUAAGCCCCACCCACCACAGAGAGUGGCUAUGAUGAAACCAGGAGACGGAAGAGUGAUGUUCCCUGGUGAGUUCGAAGGUCUAACAAAUUACAAGAGUGAUUACAAACCAUGGGGAAUCCACAGGGAGCAGCCCAAACCGAGGGAAGGAUGGGUGCCCAACAACAUACCUUUUGAUGGCACUCCAACUUACAAGGCUCACUAUGUCCCACAUUCAAUGUUGCCACCAAAGAGCCUGAAACCAGAUGCUUCUGCUAUGGCCAGUGAUGCACCUUUUGACGACGCAACCAUGUACCGCACAGAGUUCACGAAGAAACAUGCGGACAUAUGCCCAGCGGCUAUCCUUGAUACCAAUGUUUCCAAGUAUUCCUAUGUUGAAACGGAUCAAAGAGGUCACAAGCAAUAUGUACCCCUGUAUGAGACAACAACGCCAUUGCGCAGAACAUCAUCUGCAAACAUACCUAAAGUACCAAGAGCUGUCUUCGCUUAAUAUCUACUGCAAUGAGUCCGCUAUGUUGGGGUUUUAGUUCCAUUUUUUAUUUUUUGAAAUAUCCUUUAUAAUCUACACAGCUUUUUUAGCUUAUAUAAGUAUAGAUAUAUAUUUGUUAGAUAAAAAUGCAUGUAAAAAUCUAAUCAUGUACAGACUUGUCCUUCUCCUGUCUUCCACCACAGGCAUAGCAGACCUGAAAAUAUUGUGUUUCAGUUUUAAAACUUUAUUACUCUUUUCUGUAUUCUCAGCCUUGGCUCCGAAAAUAUGUUAAAGAACACCUUUACAUUCUUUUAUUUAAAAAAAGAAACUAUGAAUUUAGAUGAGCAAUGUCUGAAAGUGUAAGAAUGUAAAUUUCUAUGGUUUUCCUUACGUUAUCAACUGAAUUUUUAUUGCACUAAAAUGCUCUCCAAAAUGGGAAAACAUAUAUUCUUUUAAGAGGAAGGGUCUGUGUUUGCCUGGUGUAUAUGUUCGCGUCAUUGUCAAUAAAACUCCGUAUUCAGUGUCAAGUACAAAUUGUUCAUUGCUCUCUUAACAAUAUGACAUCCUAUAUAAACGUCAAACACUAGCUCAAGGGCUUCAAAAGAGACACAUUUUCGCAUUAAUGCCUCUUCAGCACAACAUUGUACUUCUCCGUAGAAAAAGAAAAGCUUUCAUGUGAUUGUCCAGUGAAAAAUAUAUCUUGUCCAUCAUUGUUGCUCAAAUUAAAUGAUUAACACUUUGUGGUCACUUGCCGCAAUAAUGCGACGAUGAAAAUUAUCCGUAGUUCUGUGCAAGGCCCAAGAAGUCCGUUGCAGUCACUCUCCUGGUUGGGUGACAGAUGGGGUAUUUUAUAAGGCUGGCUGUGUGACUGCAAAGUGUUAAUCAAUACAUUUUUGUCAAAAUUUAUCCUGAUACUUUCAAUUGAUUUUUAAAAAAGAUUAUUUAAUUUGAUAAGGGACAUAGAGAAGAUUUGUUGAUAUUUUCCAAUACGUCCACAUGAAAAAGAUUUAAAACAAAAUAUUGACCUGCUAUGACCCUAACUGUUGUAUUAAGCAAUGAAGAAUUUAAAACAUUUGUUUUCAUGCUACAAUAGAAUCUGAGGUUUUGGUACAAAGCACAGUUUGAGAACCAACACCCUGAAGAGGUUCGAGAAUGUGUCUUGUUCCCAGCAGAAGAGAACAAUCUGAAUGGUGCGUCAAAAAUAGUAACAUGCUGAGUUUGUCAACUAUUUUUUUAACCAUAUUUUACAACAAGUUUUCUAUGUCAAUAGCUAAGAGAACUGCUGUUGCCAAAAACUUUGUGGAAAUCACAAUUGUCAAAUCAGAAUUGCUGCCAUGUCAAUUUUUCUUCAGUACAUACUGUUCUGACAGUUGUACUUGUUUUCUAUUUCGCUUACAGUUAAAUUCAGAUGAACUUGUAAAUAAAUAAAUUACAUGGGAAACAGCUUUGUUCUGUUGUUUAUGACUCUGCUCUUUUUUUCCAAUCUAGGAAUAUUUAUGCAUUCCUCAAAAAACUUAUGAUAUAUUAACCCUUUUCUUAAAAACACGCUGCAUAACUUCUGCUUGCAUCUCUUUUCAUCUUUGUAGACAAUCAUUGCCAUGCCAUAAGUUUGUUUUUCUAUUGUUCAUUGGGGAUACAAGUUAAGAAUACUCUUUUGUAUAGUAAUAAAAGCUCAUCC